UUAUCAAUAAGUAGCGAUGAUUUUAUGAGUCCUUUAAAAACUAUAAUUAAGACAACUAUAAUAGGAAUAACAUAAUAAUUUAAAAAUACUCAGUACUUGAUUCGUGUCUUGACAAUUAAAUAGUUACUGUAUUUUUCGAUAUGAAAGCUGUCGAUACGAUUUUGUUCGAUGUAUCUAAAAACGAACUGUUUAAAAUAAGUGAAAACUAUAAGCUGCUUCAUCGUAAACUGAAAACAUCCUGGAAGGUUAUGAUUAAUCGGGAGGAGCUCUCGCAAAGCACUCUUCAAGAUGUGAAGCUCCUCGUUGUCCCCGGACCGCAGAAUGUGUUUACUGAUGACGAGUUCGCGGCCAUGAAGAGUGUAGUCGAAAGAGGCGAUUCGGUGCUGGUCACAAUGUCAGACGGCGGAGAGGAGAAGAUAAAUACGAACAUCAACUUCUUCCUAGAAGAAUUCGGAAUAGUCGUCAAUAAUGAUUGCGUUGUCCGAGCCAAGUUCCAUAAAUAUUACCACCCUAAAGAAUGUCACAUCUCGAAUGGAAUCCUGAACAGGGCCGUCGCCGCACACAUUAUGAAGACGCCGAACUAUGCGUGCGAGUCCGAUGAUUUUCUCGAGGAUCCAUCGACUCCGAAUUUUGUUUAUCCCUACGGCGCGACUCUAACCGUGAAGAAGCCCGCCGUGGCGGUCCUCUCGAGCAGCGACGUCUGCUACCCGGUCAAAAGACCUGUGGCCGCCUUGUAUACGUCAGAAAAGACGGGAGGAAAACUGUUCGUUAUCGGCUCCGGUCAUUUCUUUGCUGACCAAUACUUGGAGUCGGAGUGCAACGACCUCAUCAGGGACUUGGUGUUCGGCUACCUGACUGGAACAGUUGCUCUACAUUUGAACCCCGUCGACGCCGAGGAUCCUGAUAUAAACGAGUACCGGACGGUGGGGGACGUUUGCUGGUUGAGCUCCAGGCCGCUGCCGGAGCCCGCCGCGCCCCCUCCCCUCCGGGCGCCCCCGCACCCACACGCCCUCUUCACUUGGACACUCUUUUCCCUCAACUUGGCGCAUCUACCAGAAGUACUAGGACUGUAUGAAGCGUUAGGAGUCAAACACGAAGCGCUGAAGCUGAUCGCGCCCCAGUUCGAAACCCCGUUCCCGCCGCUGCAACUUGCCGUGUUUCCGCCCACGUUCAGGGAGCCCCCUCCGCCGCCGCUGGAGUUGUUCGAUCUGGACGAGGCGUUCAGCUCCGAGCGCUCGCAGCUGGCGAGGCUCGCCAACAAGUGUCUGCAACCGACCUCCAGCAGGAUGGGUCAGGGAGACGGGAGUCAGUUGGAGAAUGAACUGGAGUACUUCGUGCGCGAGUGUGGUCGCGCGGUGCGGCUGACGCGCGCUCAGCCUCCCGAGGAGGGACCCACCGCCAAGCACAUACUGCACCAGCUCGCUCUCCAACUCGCUACCUUCAAGAAGAUCUCGCCGAAAGACUAAAAUAUCUAAUCAAUCGGGUAACAAGUGAUCGAAGAUUGUUGUUACCAGCGGUAGGACUGUGAGUUGAACAGCCAUUGAGACCUGUUGCAAUCUGUCGUACUUAUCUCAAAGUAUUAAAUAUCUUUACCCAAAUCCACAAGAAAUCGAACUGCCUUCCCUGGGGAGCUAUUCUUAACCUUCUCGGCCCUAAGAGUGCUCCCACAAACAAUAUCUAAAACAGUUCAAAGUGCGCAGUGAUUGCGGAGGAGUUUCUCAUAUUCACUGAUUUUCUUACCCUACAUUCUAUGACACAUAUUUUUUGCUCUACAUUCUAGCCCAAAUAUCUCUUGCUUUACGCCCUAAUCUACAUAUUUCUUACUCCGCAUCCUUAUCCAUACAUCUCUUGCCCUACAUUCUAGUUUACAUAUUUUUGCUCAACUUCUAACCUACAUCUUUCUUGCUCUACAUCCCAAUCCACAUAUUUCUUGCUCUACAUCCUAAUACACACAUUGAAUAGCUACUACCUUGAGCCAACCUAGUUCUAUCGUUAAUAUUCGCUUCGAGUUGUUAAAGACCGGUGAGUGGAUGGCUAUAGAAAGUGAACUCUUCUUCCCAACAUAUAUCUCGUAUAAAAA
Messenger RNA from Bombyx mandarina (wild silkworm), 2080 nucleotides. It is a transcript of the gene IFT52, whose product is annotated as intraflagellar transport 52. The record is from RefSeq and is a predicted model, not a curated record. Lineage: Eukaryota; Metazoa; Arthropoda; Insecta; Lepidoptera; Bombycidae.